Molecule: messenger RNA, 2466 nt
Organism: Alternaria atra
Lineage: Eukaryota; Fungi; Ascomycota; Dothideomycetes; Pleosporales; Pleosporaceae
Exons: 3
Coding region: 1-2466 (821 amino acids)
Source: RefSeq, a predicted model, not a curated record
AUGUCCUCCCAGCAAACUACCGCAUACCUCGCCCGCAUCCGCGACCGCAUCGCUGCUGUCCGCCAGAACGCAAACACUACCUCCCUCAAGACGAGAAUAACCAAUACCGUGCGCCGAGAUAGUCUAGGUCGACGAGGAGAGGUCGCUCGCCAGACACUUGCCGCUUCCCUAGGCGAGUACUAUGAAGCGCAGAGGUCAGAGGAUGACUUGAGAGAUCUAAGUCCUGUAGCGGGAUGUUGGGACGGGGAAAAUGGGGAGGAUGUGGAAUGGGAUGGAAGAUCGGAUAGCAUGGAGCCUUUGAGAGAUGGAGAAGGGGAAGAUUAUGGAGAUGGAGAUGGAGAUGGAGAUGAGGAGAGAGAAGAUUGGGAAUUGGACAUGGACAGGGAGGAUGAGCGAUGUAUGGAAGUCGAUCGAUUUAUGGAUUUGGAAAGCCUCAUAGCAGAGGAGAGGUUCUUGAAUGGAGAGGUAGAGAGUGAGAUGUAUGUCGCUUAUCAUAGUCUGAACAAUGUGUGGGUCGGUAAGAAGAAAGGCUGCCAGAUACAAGAUACGCUCCAGAAGUGCAGCGAAGAGGCGCCGGAUACUGAAAAGCUAGAAGACGAGGAGGAUGUCAUAUCAAACCCCUACCCUGAAGACAACGACCUCAUAUCACUCACACGCCAAUAUAAGAACAAUAUAACCCCUCACCCAGCCCCCAACAAUUCAAGAAAAGCAAAUACAGGGUCCCCAGCCGGAUUGUCGAAAACAUCGAUCCCUUACUCCGAAGACGCCCCAACCUCCAUCCACCAACCCUCUCCACCAUCACAAUCCUCAUACUCCCCCCACCGCAUCAUAACAGCAUCCGCUCACCUUUCACGCUUCCCAAUCUAUCCGCCAGAUCGUAUAAUACCGCCCAUUGCGCCGUUCAACGCAUCGCGGCCCCACUUACCACCAGUACCCCACGCGCCAUCUAAUUCAACACAAAGUAACGCGCCCCCCAUCCCAGACUCGCAAACCAAUGCACACAAUAAUGUAGAAGAUUAUGCAUCAAACCACCCCUACCACGGUAUGAACCAGCAAGAAACCCAGGAAUAUUGGCAUCACCUGGAGAAUUAUAACACGGAGAGUGAACGGAAACUCAGGCGGGGAGAGGUAGCAGAUGGACACAGCAGGCCACGCGCUUUAUCCUCGCCUGUUCAAUACCGUAAUGACCGUGUUUUUGAUUCCGCUGGAGAGGAUUGUCAGCGGGAUGCACGGGUUAGUCAGGCAAGGGAUGGUGAGGUUAUGCGGCAGCAUUUGGAUAAUUUGAGUCCGAAGACAAGGACAUCGAGAUUUCUGGAGACGGAGUGUGAGCAGAGGGAGCAGGUUGGAAUGAAGAAGGUGAAUGUGGUGGGUCGAUUUUUCAGUAAUUUCGCGUGUCGACCUGGUGCAGUUACGCCAGAAGAUGCUGCUGUGCCUGUUAAUGACAGUGCGCCUGCUGGCAUGGUGUCUAUUGUACCGAAAAAAUAUGCUAUGGCCUAUCUUUCGAGGAGGAUUAGGCGGCCGCAGCAGAAAGAGGAGGAUGCUAGACUUGGGGAGAGGCUUCUGGCAUUGCAAUUAUCUGCGCCCAACGAUAAGAGGGCGGGGGAUAUUGAAGACAACAGGAGAGCCACAGAAGACGCUCCACAAGUCCAGAGAGCUAACAAAAGGAGCGAGAACACACAACAUAGAUCAAAGCCUCGAGUCGUAAACGUGGAGAACCAGACACAGAGUGUCAUCGGCCCACCCGUUGAUCUCUCAAAGAUGAUACAACGCGCACCAGAUAGUAUCAGAACAUCAUCUCCGUUACUGGGAUCGGAAGUCGGGCCUUCAGGGAUCAGAGAGGGCGUUCAUUGUGCACGUCGGGAAACGCAUUCGGGCUCAAGCUCAAGUCUCAGUGACCGUCUACGGCAGACGAAGCUUGAAGAUCUACCUCUCCGCUUUGGAGCAGCAGAGGAGAUACGUAACCUAAUGCUGGAUCUCGAAAGAGAUCAAAACGUACCGACAAAUACCCCUAUUCAGCAUAGAGUUGGACACCCCGAUGCCAUCGAUCCAACCAAUACACCUGCUAGUCAAGCAAAUGAACUACCCGGUGGUUUCUCAAGGCUAGGAACUACCACCACACCUCCACAAUUCAGCACCUCCCCAUCCCACUCCCCCCGAGAAACUCUAGAACGACACUUCCGCACCCAACGCCAAGUCAAUGAGCGGUUCGCUCUACAAAUCAAAGCUGCUAAAUCACACUCAAGUAACCUUACCUUACCGCCGAGUUUCCGGGUACCGGAGAUGCAUAAUAGUGUGCUGACAAUUCCACGCGAGCCGAGCCCGUUGGCGCAGGUAGCUAGUGCUGAGGAUUUUGGGGCUACGAAUUUGGGCGAAGAAGAUGUUGACAGUGUUGAUGAUUGUGGUAUAGAUAGGGGUAAUGAGAACCGGCAAGCUGAUAUCGAGGACUUGGAGGAGUUUCCGGUGUGA